This is a messenger RNA of Rhododendron vialii, 1703 nucleotides long. Its product is annotated as NAC domain-containing protein 66-like. NCBI's taxonomy places the organism in Eukaryota, Viridiplantae, Streptophyta, Magnoliopsida, Ericales, Ericaceae. The record is from RefSeq and is a predicted model, not a curated record. Bases 297 to 1394 code for a protein of 365 amino acids. The transcript is spliced from 3 exons. Gene Ontology annotation, biological process: regulation of DNA-templated transcription. Gene Ontology annotation, molecular function: DNA binding.
UAAUAAUUACCCAUCACCCCAGUCCAAAAGCUCUCCACACUAAUGGCCAUUUUACCAAACCUUUUGCAUGCAUUUCUGGACCCCUCCCAUGUCCAAACCACCCCAAUAUAAAUUUUCAUGUUUGCAUUCCCAUUUUUCGCACAACCCUUUGGUUUCCUAUACUGGCUAACCCCUAUUUCUCAUUCCUAACCUGACCCUCUCUUCAAAAUUCUGCAUUGCCAUUUUAGUGAUUUGGCCAAAACUGUACUCAAACGGGCAGUCCAACAAAUUUUGGCGACCGUACGGCGAGAGAGGACAUGAAUCUAUCCGUAAAUGGCCAGUCCUCUCAGAUCCCGCCCGGUUUCCGAUUCCAUCCAACAGAAGAGGAGCUUCUGCACUACUACCUGAGGAAGAAAGUGGCCUCUCAGAAUAUUGACCUUGAUGUCAUUCGCGACAUCGAUCUUAAUAAGCUCGAACCAUGGGAUAUUCAAGAGAAGUGCAGGAUGGGAUCCACCCCACAAAGUGAUUGGUACUUUUUCAGUCACAAAGACAAGAAAUACCCAACGGGGACUAGAACAAACCGUGCUACCGUGGCUGGUUUUUGGAAGGCCACCGGCCGUGAUAAGGUCAUAUACAGCAGCUUCAGCAAAAUUGGAAUGAGAAAGACUCUAGUCUUCUACAAAGGACGAGCGCCCCAUGGACAAAAAUCAGAUUGGAUCAUGCAUGAGUAUAGGCUGGAUGACGCCACCCAUGAUGCCAGCGCAAAUAAUCUAGAAGGAGACGCAGUGCCACUUGAAGAAAGCUGGGUUGUUUGCCGUGUUUUUAAACAGAAAAACGACCGCAAGGCCGUAGAGAGAACUGCGCAAGGCUCCAUUUCGCAGACGCAGUUCCGCAAUUCAAGCAACAACGACAUCACACUUGAUCAGAUAGUUCAGUGCAUGGGAAGAUCUUGCAAGCAGGAGAAUGAAACAAUCAACAAUCAUGGCGUCAACAACUUCCAAUACCUACCCUCAGCCCUCAAUGGGUUUCCCAACAGAUUUAUGCAUCUACCAAGGUUGGAGGAUGCUCUCUCUUUGCAUUCACCUAAUAGCAACUACCCCUUCAAUAAUCAAGACAGUACUACUUCCAAGGCUUGUGCUCCAGAAAUGGAUGAGCUGCUUACCGAAACCACAUCUUAUCACAACACACACACUACCGAUGGCCAGAGAGAUGGGCAAAAUGACUGGUUUUCGAGUGACCAGCUCACUGACCAAGAGGAUACGAACAAUUAUUUCUGUUUUCCAAUUUACUCCGAUGUGCUGCAUCCAAAUGCACCAAAUACUCAAGCCUCUGAUCAAGUCUGCAGCAGCGAGAUCGAUCUGUGGAGCUUCAUGAGAUCAUCGUCAUCUGACCCAUUUCACCACUUGUUGGUAUAACUGAAUUACUCCAGAUAUCAAACGAUUGAUCGUAUUAUUGUAGUUUUCCUAAAGUAGAAUAUACUAUAUGUAUGUUAUAUGUAUAGAUGAUGGUGCCCGUAAAUAACAGAGGGUCAUAUUCAAGAAGAGGUGGCAUGUAUAAUAAAGCACUUUCCCUCUUCUUGAUCACGGUGUUUUCCAUUUCAACCAUUGUUGUGAAGUAGAAUGAUAUGUUCUAGUGAGCUUUGGGAUAACAUUCCGACAAACACGAGACAUUAUUUUGUUGUUGAAUAUUGAAAAUAAUGCAGUGGGGAAUGAUUGUCUUUGCAA